Molecule: messenger RNA, 1890 nt
Organism: Mandrillus leucophaeus (drill)
Lineage: Eukaryota; Metazoa; Chordata; Mammalia; Primates; Cercopithecidae
Product: zinc finger protein 383-like
Exons: 11
Biological process (GO): negative regulation of transcription by RNA polymerase II
Molecular function (GO): DNA-binding transcription repressor activity, RNA polymerase II-specific
Source: RefSeq, a predicted model, not a curated record
AUGAGUGCCAAAAACACAAAAGGACCUCAAAAGGUGGACAGCACAGCAGCAGGGUUUGGGAUGAGAGAAGCCCCUUUGCUAGCACCGGCGAGCACUUGCGCAGUACCAGCAAGGGCUGCCUACGUCCCGGAGGGAAACUCGGUGCACUGGGUCAGUCUCGCGAUAGCCUCAGGCCUGGCGGGGACUCCCAGGCUGAGGAACGAUUCUGGGCAGUGUCGUUCCCGGAGGUCGGCGGCCGUUGCCCGCUCACCAGCUACGCGGUGCGUCCUGUCUGCAGAGAUGCGGGCUCGGGGCGCCUGCGGGGACGGUGAGGCCCCGUUGAGGACUCCGGCCAGUGCGAGUCCCGGGGGCGGCGGUGGGGCUCAGGCCCUGGGUCUGCCUCGUGGUGUGACCCUGGCCGGAGCCUGGGCUUUUCCUGGCCUUCGUGUCGUGCUGUGUAAACGCGAGGUGAUGACGGCAUCGACCUCUUGGCGCUGUUGUGAGAGCGAAGUGGCACCUGGUAAACGGUUAGCCCUUGUGGAGAAACACCCAGUUAGUUCCCAGGGAGAGAUUGGGGCCCCGGAGAGUGAUUACCAGUGUGCCUUUCCAUUAAGGACACUGCCCAACUCUAAGAUAGCCUGGAAAGAGGACUCUGUUGGCUAUUGGAAAUUGCAGAGUAAUGUCUCAAAAGGAUGGAGCCCACCGGAGAGCUCCAAGGUGACAUUUAGUGAUGUGGCUAUAGACUUCUCUCAUGAAGAGUGGGGAUGACGCCAUUCUGCUCAGAGGGACUUAUACAAGGAUGUGAUGGUCCAGAAUUACAAGAACCUGGUGUCUGUAAGUCUUUCCGUAACUAAGCCAUAUGUGAUCACAGUGUUGGAGGAUGGGAGAGAGCCCUGGAUGGUGGAGAAAAAACUGUCAAAAGCGUAUAUUUUACCCAUUUCUGUUAUCACUCCUCCUUCUUCUGUGAACUUUGUAUUCUCUGCUUCAUUUGAGCAUUGUUCAGAAAUCAUUGAAAUAUUUGAGUUGUCUGAACUAUGUGUUUUCUGGGGACUUCAUUUCUUAUCCAUUUCUCCUAAUUCCACCAUAGAAGUGUCUUUUCAAGAAAAGAAUUUACCCAAAAAGUCAGUUAUAAAAAAUGAGAGACUCAAUGGUGGAAAGAAACUUUUGAAUUCUAAUGAAAGUGGAGCAGCCUUUAACCAGAGCAAAUCUCCUCACCAGACUUGUAAUAGAGAGAAAAUCUAUACAUGCAGUGAAUGUGGGAAAGCCUUUGGCAAACAGUCAAUCCUCAGUCGCCACUGGAAAAUUCAUACAGGAGAGAAGCCCUAUGAAUGUCGUGAAUGUGGGAGGACUUUUAGCCAUGGCUCAUCCCUUAAACGACAUCAGAUAAAUCAUAGUGGAGAGAAACCUUACAAAUGCAUUGAAUGUAGGAAGGCCUUUAGCCAUGGCUCAUCACUUACUAACCAUCAGAGCACUCACACUGGAGAGAAACCAUAUGAAUGUUUGAAUUGUGGAAAGUCUUUUAGUCGUGUGUCCCUUCUUGUCAUCUCUCAUUCACCAUCAGAAAAGCCUUAUGAAUAUAGAGAAUGUGGGAAAGCUUUUUGCUGUAGCUCACACCUUACUCAACAUCAAAUAAUUCACACUAUGGAGAAACAAUAUGAAUGCAAUAAAUACCUGAAAGUCUUUAGUAGCCUAUUGAAACCCUACGAAUGCAGUAUAUGUGGGAAAGCCUUCAGUCAUAGGUCAUCCCUGCUUCAACAUCACAGAAUUCAUACUGGAGAGAAAACUUACGAAUGUAUUAAAUGUGGGAAGACCUUCAGCUGUAGUUCAAACCUUACUGUACAUCAGAGAAUUCACAUUGGAGAAAAGCCAUAUAAAUGUAAUGAGUGUGGGAAAGCUUUUAGCAAAGGCUGA